AUGAAUUGUUUUGCUAUAGCAACAACAGAACGUGAUUUAAUUUUUUAUGAUAUAAAUUCACAUACAUAUACAGAUUCUAUUAUAAUAAAUCAUUUUCCAGCUAGUUUAACAACCAUUGAUUAUCAUAUGAAUAUAAAAAACUCUUCUCAACCAACAAUUCUUUGUGAAGAUUCAUUAGGAAAUUUAUUUAUAUUUCAAGCUAAAGAUCCAUAUAGACCAAUGUUUCAUAUAUCUGAUUUAACACAUUAUAUGAAAACAGAUUCAAGAAGAAAUUAUUCAUUUCCACGAAUUGUUAAUAAUGAAUAUUUAACAGUAUCAGUGAUUAGUUUUUGUAAUUUACAGAAUGAUUGGAUUGUUCAAGUUAAAUGGAUUGAUGAUCUAGAUUUCUUUGUAUCAUGUGCAUUAGCAUCAACACGAAAUUUAUAUAUUGGAGAUUUAAAUAAAAAAAUGGAAAAAUAUGCUGUAACGAAGAAAUGUUUUGCUUUUUUUGAUUAUUGUAAGGCUCAUCGAUCAAUAGUCACUGGUAGUAAUGAUGGUGUUAUUCGUUUUUGGGAUCCAUUUGUUACAGAACGAGCUGCUGCUAUAUUACGUGGACAUAAUUCUUCUGUUACUCAUUUAGUUGUCGAUAAUCGAGAAAAUCAUAUAAUUAGUAUUGAUAAAGGAAAAAAUAUUAUUAUUUGGGAUGUUCAAACAUUAAAAAUAAUUCAACGAAUAUCACAUACAAUUUUUGAUUUAUCUGGACAAGAUUUAACAAUAUGUUAUUUAAAUCCAACUCAACAACGUUUAAUUAUAGGCAACAGAAAACUUCUUUCAUUAUCACAUAUAAAUGAAUCAUAUAUUCAUAAUGAACGAACAUCACAUAUAUAUCCAAUAACAAAAAUAUUAUAUAAUCCUUUAUUUAAUGUUAUUAUAUCAUGUGAUGAAGGUUCAACUAUAAAUAUAUGGAAUAUAAUAACAGGUGAAAAAAUAAUGCAUAUAUUAAAUGCACAUGUUACACAAUUUGAUGAAUAUAAUGAACAUGCUGUAGAAAUAACAACAAUGUGUUUAGAUGAAUCUAAACGUCGUUUAAUAACAGGUGCACAUGAUGGUUCAUUAGCAUUAUGGAAUUUUAAUAAUGGUCAUAAUCUUUAUCGUGUUAAUUCAAAUGGAAUACAUGCAAAAGAAAUAACAACAUUAUUACAUGAAAAUGAACGUUUAUUUGUUGCUGGUUGGUCAAGACGUAUUCGAGUAUUUCAUUUGGGUAAAUCAGUUGUUAUUCGACAAGUUGAUGAAUUUCGAUCAUUACAUAACGAUGAUAUUUUAUCGAUGAGUAUAAUGAUGAAUAUUCUAGCUACUGCAAGUUAUGAUGGUGAUAUUAUUUUAUGGACUAUUGAAACAGGAAUGCCAUUUAUGAAAUUAAAUUCAGUUCAAGAUACAAAAGGUGCUAUUCAAGCUAAUUUUCCAAAAUAUUUUUCUCGUCGAAGAAUUAAAAAAUUUAAAAGACGUGAGGCAGAUAAUACAGAACGGUUGGAUGAAAAAAAAGGUUAUUAUAAUAGAAUUCGUCAAUCACUAUUAAAUCGUCUUCGAACAAAUUAUGAAAUAUCUGUAGAAAGUGUUUUAAAAUCUAAUAUUGAUAAUGAAUUCAAUCAAUCAACAAUAUCAUCUGAUUAUCAUUUGGAUCAAUUAAUUUUUCUUCUUACACGUGAAAUAAAUCCUUCAUCAGCUACUCUUAUUACUGCUGGUAGUAUGGGUUGGAUUUGGUGGUGGUCUAUACAUGUAAUUGGACGUUUAAUUGCUGUUUUUAAUGGAGCGAGAAAAUCUCAAGAACAUGUUCUGGCAAUGUGUGUAGAUGAAAAAUGUAAUUUAUUGUUUACAUCUGAUACAGCUGGAUAUGUAGCCCUAUGGUUUAUUGGUGAUUAUGCUUACAAGCAACCUGAUUCAAAAGAAAAACAAAUGAAAUUAAUUGAAGAAAAAAAUCGAAUAUUAACAUAUUUUUCUUCUAAUCUACAUUCAAAUAGUACUGAUAUACGUCGAGUUGGUUCAGCUACAACACUUGAAUUACUUCGCGGUGAUGUUGGAAAACGAUGGAAAUUAUUAAAACAUACGAUUGUUGCAUGGACUUCAUUACCUAUUUUUCGAUAUUUUUAUCAAAAUAAAGAUUCUGAAAUUCAAAAGACAUCAAAUCAUAUACAACCACAAUCAAAUAUUCAUCAUGAAUCAAAUGAUUCUACAAUAAAUCAUGUACGAAAAUUAGAUAUUGAAGAAAAACGAGAAUGGAUACAACGUCGAGAACGUCUUCAACAAAUAAUUAAAUUAGAUCGUGUAAAUUUUAUUCCAAUUACUAAAAAAAAAUCCGUUGAAACAAUGCUUAAAAAUCAACGAGAGAAUUUAGGUAUAACAAUGCCUAUACUUGGUCAAUACAGUCGAAAAUAUAUGCAACAUAGACCAAUAUCAAACUUCAAUCAUUUACAAAUUCAUGGUGGAAAGGCUAUUAUCUACUCAUUAUUACCAUUAGCAUCAUCACCAGAUAAUAUUCCACGAUUUACAUUAGAUUCUGACGAAAUUCAAAAUGAUAUUUUAUUAGAAUAUGUUGAUACAAAAUUCCAAGACAAUGAAGCAAACGAACAUUUACAACAACAACGAAUUGAUAAACAUUCAAUGAUUCAGUCGAAUGAAAUUUUUCUCAGUGAUGAUAAAUUACCAAGAAUUAAAAGAAAUCAAGAUAUUCAAAUAUGUCCAUCAAUUAAAUUACAAACAAAUACUUUUUCAUUAAAAUAA
Molecule: messenger RNA, 2757 nt
Organism: Rotaria sp. Silwood1
Lineage: Eukaryota; Metazoa; Rotifera; Eurotatoria; Philodinida; Philodinidae
Source: the annotation of a GenBank genome assembly